CUACCUAGUUUCGCUUCUCGCUCAAGCGAGCUGCAGCCGACGUCAGUGGCUUUGCCCUCAUAGUUUUCACAGCUAUCCUUUGCUCUGACAUUUGAAGUAGAUAACGCGCGCCUACAAGUCUGCGGAAGCCGCUGCCGGCGCGGCAAUUAGAAGCCGAGCAGUCUUCGUGUUAUUCAACGAUGUCCACUCGCAAGCAAUAUGCUUGCGAUUUAGCUUGUAGACUAGUUCAGGACCAGUAUGGUGACGCCGUCGGGCACCCCUGCCCGGCACACACCCGUACCCGGCACGCUGCGCACCGCGCAGAAAGUCUUCAAGCUGCUGGUCUCGAAGGGCCAGCUGCAGCUCGGCGACAUCGUGCGCGGCACAAGCAUGAACCCCAACAUUGUGAAGCAGGCACUGCUCAUCCUCAUCCAGCAGAACUGCAUCAACUCCUAUCUGCAGCCCGGCGAGGAGACGCUGCGCGGCCCCCGCCCCAGCUUCUACCUGUACGAGGCCAACACGGACCGAGUGCUGCAGAUCAUCCGGCACCCGCGCUUCCUGCUGCACAUCAAGGACGAGGCGGGCGAGGUGGCGGAGGCGGUCAUCGCGCAGCUGCUGCAGGAGGGGCGUUUGCGCAUGGACCAGGUGUUGGGCAGUGUGGCGGCGCGGCUGGGCAAGGCCCUGGACAAGGAGACGCGCGACAGCAUCAGCAACACCUUCAUCAGCCUGGUGCAGGCGCACUACGUGGAGCGGUCGCCGCCUUGCAGCCUGCCGCCGCCCGCGGUGCGGCCGCACCCCAACAGCGUGCGUACACGCAAGGCCAAGUCAGCCGCCAGCAACACGGAGGGCUACGCGGCCGAUCAGGCGGCGGCCCUCAAGUCCUUCGAGGAGCUCAGCUUCGAGAAGCAGAGGUUCAAGGUGCCUGUGGACUUCGAGUACGAGAUCGUGGAGGUCAAGCCCAAUCCCGCAUUCCGAGUGGAGCCGGCCCGCGGGGUGGUGCCGGGCCGAGGGCGUGUGACGGUGGACAUGUGGUUCUGCCCGCUGGCGCUCACGACGGAGGAGGCAGUCAUCGAGGUCCGAAUCGCAGAGUUCAACUCCAAACCAGUGCAAUGCCGCCUGACCGGCUCCGCCUUCCCCGGAGCCGGCCGCGACGCUGCCCUGGCCGCCACGACAGCUGCCAACACCGCCGCCGCCGCCGCGGUGGCGGCGACACUGGGGCGCGGCGAGCGCACAGCGGCAGCUGCUACAGCCAACGGCAAGCACGGCGGCGGCGGUGGUGCUACAGCCUCUGGGCUGAAGGGGGCGGACCUUGCGACUAUGGAGGCGCUGGAGGGCGGGCUGACCAUGCAGCUCGCCGCCAAGGGGCUCCCGGUCAACCCCGGCGGCGGCACGCUCCGCGGCGGCGCGGGCAACGGCGACGCCUACACAGUGGCCGUGAUGAGCCACCGCGCGGAGGCGGCGGCGGCGCGCGACUGCCGCCGCGACGGCCCCAUCCGCUCCAAGCCGCCGUUGCUGCCUGCGACCGCGGGGGAGACGGAGGUGGCGGGUGUGUAUGUGCCUGACACGAUGCUGCUGAGCGCAGCGGAGGUGGGGUACGUGCUCAACCAGUCGCCCGGCAGGCUGCGUACCAAGGACGUCCGGGGUGCCAUCGAGGCGCGCAAGGCCGCGGCGGCGGAGCAGCAGGCGGCGCUGGAGAAGGUGCUGGGCGGCUCGGCGGGCGGCGGCGGCGGCGGCCGGGCGGGCGGCGGCGGGCUGGGCGGCAUUCACCCGCUGGAGCGACCCGACAUACCCGCGGACGUCAAGGGCGCGCUGUUCCGGCUGCAGCUGGCUCUGGCGGAGGAGGCGGCGCGCAAGGUGGCACUGGGCACGGCGCCGCACAGCGGCCAGCAGCUGCUCACGGCGGAGCAGGUCCGGCGCAUGCAGCGGCAGCGGCAGGAGCAGCACCGGCGGCACCAGCUGUCGGAGGAGAAGCGGGCGGCCAGGCGGCUGGCGCCGGAGCUGGAGGCGGGCGGUGCGGUGCACCAGCCCUCAGCACCAGUCGGCAGUAGCAGCAGUGGCGGCGGCGGCGGCUCGGACCCGGCGUUCAAGCCUGAGUGGCGACUCAUUGAGGGCAGCGACUGGCACAAGCGCACGCGCGUGCUGGACAAGUUCAUGCGGGCGGUGUGGCGGGUGGUGACGCACCAGCGCCUGCAGCGGCGGCUGGAGAGGAUCAAGGAGGUGCUGGCCCACCUGGGCUACGACAAGCAGCGCCUGGCGGAGGAGGCGGCCAACCCCGUGCUGCUGGUCAGCGAGAGCGACAGGCCGGGCACAGCGCCCACCAAGUACCUGCGGCCCGAGAUGGUGCGGGUGCGGCCGCUGCCGCUGUACCGGGACGUGCUGUUCCAGGUCCACCACGCUACCGACCUCAGCCACUACACCGACUUUGACGAGCUGGCGCCCUUCACCUCCAAGGUGCCCCUGGAGUAUCGGCUGUUGGGCUACGCGCCCGAGCCGCUGCCCGGCCUCACGCCCUACCUGCCGCCGCUGGCCGACCAGCCGCUGCUGGAGGGGGCCGUGGAGGAGGUGGCGGCGGCGGGCGAGCGGCUGGUGCCGUCUGGUCUGGUGCCACCCCUGUCCGACUACCCGACCAUGCCGGACGCGUGCAAGAACAUGCCGUACAUAACCCUGGAGAUCGGAAACCGGUACGGUGAUGACCGGGUGUACGGCGCCCCGGAUCCGUCGUACAGCCCGUACGGCAGCCUGGACGUGGACUACGCCGUACAGCCGCGGCAGUACGACGUGUACGACAGCGCCCGCCACGAGGCGGUGGCGAGCGGCGGCGUGCGGUCGCUGCGGGGCGGGCCGGGCCUGUCUGACAGCUGGCUGGUCCGACAGGACACGUGGGCAGUGCAGCUGGGUGCCGAGGUGGUGCCUGCGCUCAUGUCGGGGCCGGGGGCGGGCGAGCUGCCCGAGGACCGGCCCGAGGACGGAGACAAGCCCAAGAUCUGCCCGGCCGUGCCCACUGACGAGCAGCUGGCCAAGUACCUACCCACCUCCAGUCGGGCGCAGGAGCUGCCGCCGCCGCCCGGCACAGCCGCGUCAGCCGCCACCACACACACACAGCUGGACGCAACCACCACCCCUCGCGGCGACCCCUCCGCCUCCCCCUCCUCGCCCUCCACCUCCUCCGCGGCGCCCACCGCCUAUCGGCUGGUCCGCGACCGCCACGUGUCAGACCUGGAGGCGGCCAAGGCGGCGGCGGCGGCGGCGGCGCUGCAGGCGUGGGAGCGGCGGCUGGAGGACUACAACGCGCUGCUGCGGCGGCCCUGUCAAUUCGCUCUGCACCUGUAGCCGGGGCGCGGCGCCUUCUGUGGUUGGGUGCGCUACACCUGGCUUUCUCGGCUUCGCGUUGUGACUGUUACAAGCGUCGUCGAUACGGCAUCUGUAGCGGGGCGCUGUAGGGCUGUGUGUGGGAACGUUGUGGUGGUGGUGGGAGGCAGGGGGGUUCGGGGAAGGAGGCUGUGGGGCGUGGAAGGUGUGAGUGUGGUGAUGUGAGGAUGAGAGAAGGAGGAGGGAAGGGAACACGCCGCACGCGCGCACGUGUGUACCGUAUGUGUGCGAGCACGAAGAGGCCACCGCACCAGAGACGGCGGCGUGUGGUCACGGCCUCUCACGGCCGCGGGGUUUGGGGUGGUCGGCCCCGGCAGCGUGCUGACAUGCUGACGUGGGUCAUAGGACGCCAGAUACUGCGUGUCCAGCAAAUUCGGCAAGAGGAAAGGGCUGCGGGUCGGUGUGCGGUUCCGUUGGGCUGUCGCGUCAUCAGGGUCAACGCCUCAACGGACCGCUAGCUUGGCCGCCUUGGCGGCCAUGCUGGUCAGCGGAUGGCUAACACGUGAGACUUGCACAUGUAACUGUACGACGGC
Messenger RNA from Chlamydomonas reinhardtii, 3881 nucleotides. RefSeq lists its product as uncharacterized. Bases 238 to 3309 code for a protein of 1023 amino acids. The record is from RefSeq and is a predicted model, not a curated record. The transcript is spliced from 24 exons. Gene Ontology annotation, biological process: cilium assembly; cilium movement. Gene Ontology annotation, cellular component: cilium. NCBI's taxonomy places the organism in Eukaryota, Viridiplantae, Chlorophyta, Chlorophyceae, Chlamydomonadales, Chlamydomonadaceae.